AUGCAAACGAGCUUCUUGGCUGCCGCGGAGAUCUUCACCUCCUCCAACUUACCUCCAGCUCUCCCCUUCUUACUCCACUCCAGCUUCAACACCCCAAUCACCACCACCAUCACCAUGGUCUACGCCUUCACACUGCCCUCCACCUCCCACCUUUCCUUCCAGACCUUCCUUACCUCCAGCACCCACCCUUCUCUCCCUCAAGCAGCCACCACCGCCCGCCAUGCUCUCCGACAAGCUCUCAAAGCACACAAGCGUUUACCCCGCGGUCCGCAACAAGACGCCCACCUGCAGACUCUCCUCACCACCAUAACCAGCUACCUCCCUUACCUCCUCGCUCUCUCCAACGGCCUUAGCAGCAAGCCCGGCGACACAUCUCCUACCGAAGAAAUCGAAAUCACCCUCCGCACCGAGAUCACAUCCGCCUGGCGCCCGACCCUCACCAACCCCACCACCACGCUCUCCCUCAAACAGCGGCCCACCACCACCCGCAUCCAAGGACAGGGUCUCGACUUUGAAAUAGCCUUUGUCCUCUCCACCCUCAGCUAUGUGCUCAACUCCCUCGCCCGUAUCGGCGUCACCCGCACCCUCUACGCAUCCACGACCCCGACUCCCGAACAGCGCACCGCCGCCAUCCAGACAGCCACCAAACACCUCCUCCAAGCCAGCGCCGUACACUCACUCCUCGCUUCCUCGCCAUCCUUCGCAACCGCAGCCCACUCCAUCUGCAAUAGCAACAAAAAUGGAACCUCUACCCUCCCGGACCUCGACCCCGCCACGCAGGCGGCCCUCUCCUGUCUCGCCCUCGCGGAAGCAACCCUCCUCGCUGUGUUGAAGGACGAUUCCUACGUCGCCGCCUGUAUUCAGGCGCGCAAUCCCAAUGACAAGGACUGGAUGGUCCGCGCGCCGGAGAUCCCCAAGGUCCGCGCGCACCUCUUCGCUAGAUUAUGUAUUCGAGCUGCGGAGUACGCGGAGCAAGCUGCUGCGGGGCUGGGAUCUGUCCGGUCAGAGGGGCGGAUGGGGAUUGAUGAUGAUCUGCUAGGGUAUACACGGGUGCUGGGACGGGUUGCGCGGGCGAGAGCCUGCCGCUUCUUCGGGGUGGAUGCGGAGUUGUCCGGGAAGAUCGGGGAGGGUAUUGCAUGGUUGAGAGCAGCGAAGGGAGCAUUGGGGGCCAGGGGAGCUGGGACAGGUGGAGCGGAAGCGAAAGAGACGAGUACGAAGAGCCGGACCGGGCUGUCGAGGCUGAAGCAGGGUUGGAUGGAGCGGCGGGAGGAGAGACGGAUGGAGAAGGAUGCGGGCAGUCGGGAUCGGACGGAGAAGGGCGAGCUAGGACCGGGGGAUAACGCAGGUCGGGAGGAGGAGAGUCGAGUGAUUGAGAUGCUGGAGACGAAGUGGGUGCGAAUGAAUGAUACGAUUAAUACCCAGCUGAUCCCACCUUCUGCGGACCUGCUAGCAAACUUGCCCUCCGGUCGAGAUAUUCAUUCCGCGCCAGCGCCGUACAAGAUCCCCUCGCUGGAUGAGGAGCAGUUGGUGCGCAUGCGUGCGCCGCCGGCGGAGGACGACUUUGGACCAGGGAGUGAUGUCGAGGAUAGUGAUGAAGAGGCGGCCAGUGUAGCGCGUGUGUAUACGCCGGGAACAGUACCGGAGCGGAGUGACAGUGCCUAUUAUUGA
Messenger RNA from Aspergillus neoniger CBS 115656, 1668 nucleotides. Its product is annotated as pH-signaling protein PalC. The coding region runs from base 1 to 1668 and encodes 555 amino acids. Gene Ontology annotation, biological process: cellular response to pH. The transcript has 2 exons. NCBI's taxonomy places the organism in Eukaryota, Fungi, Ascomycota, Eurotiomycetes, Eurotiales, Aspergillaceae. Gene Ontology annotation, cellular component: plasma membrane. The record is from RefSeq and is a predicted model, not a curated record.